AUGAGUGAUGACUUUUUACCAGAAAUGCCUUCCGCCUCUGAAUAUACGCUUUUACAGAAUAUUACGCCGAAGCAUAGUAUUAGGUGGAGACACAAGGAAAUAAUAAACACAAUUUCACCAGCUUGGUUUCCAUCCAUUGCUAUUGAUCCCAGAGUUGAAAGCCCAGUAGAUUAUUAUAACAGAUAUGUACCAAAACAAUUAUUUCAGGUUAUGGAUGAAAUGGCAAACUUAUACGCUACAUAUUCUAAUAAAGUAAGUCUUAAACCUACUACUGCCAAAGAAAUAGAAAUAUUGUCUGGAUUGCAUUUGGCCACUGAAAUAUUUGGGUAUCCUUGUUUGAAAAUGUAUCGGGAAACAAAUAUCAGCAUUCCUUUGUUUACUGAAAACAUGGCAAGGGACCGAUUUUUUGAGCUGCGUAACAAUUUACAUCUAGUUGAUAAUACAGCAAUAUCAGGUAAUUCUAAAGAUGCGCUUAUCGAAGUGCGCCUGAUCUUUGAUACUGUUAGAAAGAGAUGUUUAGAUUUACCACUCGAAAAAACCUUUGUGUUGACGAACAGAUUAUUCCUUUCACCGGAAAACAUGUUGCCAAACAGUAUAUAA
Molecule: messenger RNA, 600 nt
Organism: Vairimorpha ceranae
Lineage: Eukaryota; Fungi; Microsporidia; Nosematidae
Product: piggybac transposable element-derived protein 3-like protein
Exons: 1
Coding region: 1-600 (199 amino acids)
Source: RefSeq, a predicted model, not a curated record